CAGAACGCGACGUCGUGGACCAGCAACAACACAACACUGGGCCACCGCAUGCCGGCACCUUUCGCCCACAACCGUUGCAGCUUGUUUGGGAGAUAUAUUAAUUGUAAAGACUUUUCGUUACGUUUUUGGCCUGGAAACGGGGCUUUUGUGAGGAGCACUGGCCUCAUCUGCUCGUCCUCAAUAGUAUUGAAAGCCGAAAAUUUGAGCGCCUUGUCCAGUUGACGCACUAAUGGCUGUUGUAGUGCCCAAGAUGUCCAGCGGUGGCGCUGUUCGCAUUCGCUACAUCAGUCGGGAUGUGGGCACUAGCAGAUGGAGGGAGGGAAUAUUUGAGAUCCACGAGAGGGACAACAAAGUAAACCUAGUAUUGAAGUUCAACAGUGGUGGGACCCCAAAACAUUUUCAGUUAAACCACAAUGUGAAGAAUGUUGUUUUGGGUUCCAUGCACAACCUUAGCCGUUUGUCGUUGACACUGAAAGACUCAAGUGUUGUCAUAUUUGAGAAAAUGUCCACAAUGGUUGGAAAAAAAUUAAAGGACUACCUUGAAACAAUUAAGCAGGCUAAACAAAUGGCUCUUAAGACAAACCAGGGGAGUGCCAGUUUUGGAUUAGUGCUUGGGAACCGAACAGCGCAGAAUGAAUCCGGUUUAUCUCAGUCAGAAAAACAGGCAACUCAAAGGCGGUCAAGCUUGGACAGCAGAGAGGAAAGCACUCCGCGGAAGCCUCUUGGGAGUCCCAGCCGAGUAACAUCAACACCUGUGCGCAGUGGACUCUCAGAGAACAGGAAUGAGAAGAGGAAGAGGUUGAUAAACUCAGAUACUGACCUGAAUGAAGACUACCCCAAAGAGAAUGACUCUUCUAGUAACAAUAAGGCCAUCGCAGACCCUUCCAGGAAGUAUCUGCUCAGCUGCAAAGAGAAGCUGAAGCAGGCAGAGGAGAACAGGACAGCUCCCCAUGCAUCAGCACCCCUCCAGCCAUCAUCCUUCUAUGGCAGCAGGACAGGAACUAAAGAUUACAGUCAAACACAUACAUUAUUGGACAGGUCCACCAGCACAAGCCAGUCCCCUUCUGCCAAAAGAAGCCUCAUGCUGCCCAAUCACUCCACUCCGUUUAAGAAAGUCCGGACAUCUCUGGAAUAUGGAGGCUGGAAUAAGCCGAGACCUUCCACCCUAACACAACCUCAGCCACCUCUGCAGGGAUUCUCCAACCUGGGAAACACCUGCUACAUGAAUGCCAUACUGCAGUCACUUUUCAGCCUGCCCUGUUUUUCAAACGACCUUCUGAAACAGGGUAUCCCAUGGAGGAGGGUUCCCAUCAAUGCCCUGUUGAGGCGAUUUGCCCAUCUGCUUGCCAAAAAAGAUAACUCGUCUCCAGAGGUGAAGAAAGAUUUGCUGAGGAGGGUCAAGAAUGCAAUUUCAUCUACAGCUGAACGCUUUUCUGGCUAUAUGCAAAAUGAUGCCCACGAGUUCCUGAGCCAGUGUCUGGAUCAGCUAAAGGAGGAUGUGGAGAAAGUCAACAAGAGCUGGAAGAGUGAGUACUCAGCCUGGGAUGAGCCUCAGGGCACGCGGUUAACGGAGGACACAGACACUGCUCGCAUAUACACGUGCCCUGUUACCGUCAACAUGGAAUUCGAAGUGCAGCACACAAUCACAUGUAAAAGCUGUGGGGAGGUGGUGACAAAACGCGAGCGGUUCAAUGACCUAUCCAUAGAUCUGCCUCGCAGAAAGAAAACCCUCCCUCUCAGAUCCAUCCAGGACUCACUGGAUCUCUUCUUCAGGAUGGAAGAAAUCGAAUAUUCAUGUGAGAAGUGUAAUGGGAAAGCUGCUACAGUUACACACAAAUUCAGCAGGCUGCCCCGGGUGCUGAUUCUUCAUCUGAAGCGGUACAGUUACAACGCUCAGCUGUCUCUGAACAGCAAGCUGGGCCAGCAGGUCUUGAUCCCGAAAUAUCUCACCCUGCUCUCCCACUGCACGGAGAAUACACGGCCCCCGCUCAGCCUUGGCUGGAGCGCCUACACAGCACUGUCCAGAACACUGAAAACAUCACAAUCUGUCAACUCCUCUAUGUUACGGAAAGGGUCUAUAAAGUCUGAAAACACAGGAAGUGUCUUAUGUGACUCUGAUAGUGAAGAGGAACUAAUCAGGAAAGGUAGUGGAAAACAUCGACUGAGUGAAUCCCUCCCAGAUGAUGAAAGGAUGGAGGUGCAGCAGAGUGGUCAAGUGGAGCAGUCAGAGUUCACAGGCAUGAAUGACGAUGAAAUGCUGGCUGCUGUUCUUGAGAUGAGUCGGCACGAUGCUGGUCCCUCUGUGCCCCGUGAUGAUGAACCAACAAGCAGCCCUGACACGGGGUUUGGUGAUACAGAUGCUCAGGAGAUGACUCACCAUUUGGAUCUGCUAGAUGGAGACAAACCAUCUGGAGAUGUGCUGGGUUCCCUGGACCUGACCAUGGACGAGAACAAGGAGAACCAGACUCCAGAUGGUACUCAGGGCGAGCUGGACUGGAUGCAGCAGUACAGUUUGGACCAGGAGCGUGAGGAGCAGGAGCUGCAGCAGGCUCUCGCCCAGAGCCUGCAAGAACAUGAGGCGAGGGAGAUGAGGGAGGAUGACGAUCUAAAAAGAGCUACGGAGCUCAGCUUGCAAGAGUUCAACAACUCCCUCCCUGAGCUGCUGUGCUCUGAUGAUGAUUCAGGCAAUGAGGAUGCUCUAGACAUGGAGUACAGUGAAGCUGAGGCAGAGGAACUGAAGAGGAAUGCUGAGAGUGGAGAGCUUGCAAACUCUUUCAGACUCAUUAGUGUGGUCAGUCACAUUGGCACCAGCUCAUCAUCAGGCCACUACAUCACUGAUGUUUAUGAUAUGAAGAAGCAGUCCUGGCUCACUUACAAUGACUUAGAUGUGUCCCGGACACAAGAGGCCACUGUGCAGAGAGACAGAGACAGGAGUGGAUACAUCUUCUUCUACAUGCACAAGAAUGUGUUUGAGGAGCUGUCAGAGUUAGAGAGAGCAGGAGGAACCACUGAUUCCAGCCGCACUGUUCUGCAACCUUUAUGAGACUGUGUAUACCAGGUGCUACCUGCAGUCCUGUGCUGCUGCGAUGGGUCUAUGGAGUGAUGGACGGAUGAGCCGAGUCUAGUGUAGAACUUGUACCUCUGUCCAGUACUACUGAUCACCGUCCAUACACCCUCCUUACUCACUUACUCCAGGCACUUUUCUUUUUGCUUUCCUUUUUUUCCCUUGGUGUGGAACAUUGUCACUAAAGUAGAGCAGUAUUUAUGUUCUGUAAGCCUGUGUAAAUAUAACAAAGUUUAUGACAACACCAACGAAAUAAAUUAACAUAAUGAAUGCAUUUUGGGAUUCUGUAGGAUAUGAAAUUUCGCCUCGAGACAUUUGUUAAUCUAUUUUUUCAAUUCUUCCUAUUUGCUCAGUAUUGCAUUUAAUGAAAUAAAGUCUCUUGGCACAGCAGAACAUUUUAUGCAUUAAUAAUUUCAGAGCAAAUGUUUGAGGUCAGGGAGUAUUUGUCCUUUAGCUGUUUCUUUUUCAACUUUUCCAAAAUCCUUUAUGAUCUAUUGAAAUAUAAAGAUUUAUUCUUCUAUGUUUGGGGGUGAUGUUGGGACAUCUGUUUCCUGUUUGAUAUGCAGCUGAAAAUGUGGUGCAAUGUUUACUUUGCCAGUUGGCUUUUAUGUCUGUCAUAUAGCGAUGAGGGGGUUGGGGGG
Messenger RNA from Electrophorus electricus (electric eel), 3705 nucleotides. RefSeq names its product ubiquitin specific peptidase 37 (gene usp37). The record is from RefSeq and is a predicted model, not a curated record. NCBI's taxonomy places the organism in Eukaryota, Metazoa, Chordata, Actinopteri, Gymnotiformes, Gymnotidae. Gene Ontology annotation, cellular component: cytosol; nucleus. Gene Ontology annotation, biological process: G1/S transition of mitotic cell cycle; protein deubiquitination. Gene Ontology annotation, molecular function: cysteine-type deubiquitinase activity.